UUGUAAUUCAUUAUAGAUUUUGUACUCAUCAUUUCAGGUAACCCAGAACGAAAGAAAAUUAUUGGUAUACUCAGACGAAGAGGAAAUUUCAUAUAUAAUACGGAUUCUAACGAAAAUAAAGGAGAUUUAAUUGUUUGUCGGCGUCCAGGAAAACAUUUAAAUAGAAAAGCAACCAAUUUUAUUCCUUGUGCAAAGUGCAAAGGUCUUUUUGCUAAAAAUAAUAUAAGACAUUAUUUUGCAUCAUGUGCGAAAAACCAGGGGCAUUCUCAAAGAAAUGUUAAAAUAUUGGGACGUACUGUCGCUUGCCGUAUACAUCACACUGCAGAGCCAAUAUUAAGAAGAAUAGUAUUCCCACACGGAAAAAACAAGCACAGUUAUAUUAACAUGACAUGCUUGGUUCAACAAGAUUUAGUUGGACUAAAUAGAAUUUCUGGUUAUCAUAAUAAAAUAUUCUGGUAACCAACCAGAAUAUUUAGGUGUGACAAUGGUAAAAUUUUGAUUAUUACUAAUCUAGUUAUAAUAUCUAAGUGUCUGGUUAUUAUAACUAUAUAACAUAGAUAGAUAAACAUGAUAUGUAUAGUUAAUACAAUUAAACACAAUUUUUGGUUAUUAUAAUAAAAUAUUCUGGUAACCAACCAGAAUAUUUUGUUACAAUAUCCGUAACAGUUCAUUGGAUACCGUGUGUGGAUGUUGCAUCGGAAUUAUACGCGCAGUUCUUAUUUCAUUUGAUGAUCGUAAGCAGUGCUUCCAGUCUCAAAUCUUUUACAGCAGCAAGCGAUCGACAAUCGACUAUCUGCUGUCUUUUUUCCAUGAAGGAGACAGCUCGAGAGAAAAGGAAACAGCAGAUAGUCGAGUGCCGUCGACCAAGCUGUUCGCUAUCCUCUCCACUUACAGCACGCUGCUGUGAAAAGAGUCGAGACUGGAAACACUGUCGUGAGUUUCCUCACAAAAAUCAUAAAUUUGGACUGUGGACGUGUUGGACGUGUUAAACGUGUUGGACGUGUUGUGGACGUGUUGUGGACGUGUUGUUGGAUAAAAAUAACCUCAAAAACGAUUAUAUAUUAAAAAUGGAUGAUAAAACAUGCGAUUUACUUCGUGAAUGGGGAUUUGAAGAUUAUAUUGACAUCUUUAAAGCAAAUGAAAUUGAUUAUACAGCUUUGAAAAUUAUGAAGCCUUCCGACUUUCAGACUAUAAUACCAAAGAUAGGACCUAGAAUCAAAUUUUGUGAUAAAUUAGACCAUUAUAAGGCUGAUCUACUUACACAGGUAUUGACAGUAUUUUUGCAAUUAAUCUCUUCACAAGCAUCAUCCUUAAUAAAUGACAUAUCAACAGAAAACGAUUCUUUAAAUCCUCCAAUUGUAAUUUCUGAUAACAAUGAUGUUUAUGACACUGAUAACACUGUUAUAAAAGAAACAGUAUUAAACGUAAUCACUUUGAAUGAAGAAGGAGGAGAGCAGACAGAAGAGAUACAUUCUACAACAAAUGUUAUUACACAACUCUGUGAUACUGAUUUAGAUGCAAAAGCUGCCAAAACUGUUUUAAAUAGUACUUGUAGUUAUAAACAAAAGGACGCAGCAAGAAGCAAACUGUGUUUAGCCAUUAUUAAAAAUGAGUUAAAAGAAAACGAGAACAAAAGAGUAAGUCAUAGACGAUGGCAAGAAUUAGCCUUGCAAAUACAGGACGCUAUUCCAGGAGAAAUUCAAGAGACAUAUUAUAUUCCUUAUAAAAAGCAUUCUGACAAGAAAGUAAAUGCCAAAGGCAAAUUGUACGAUAAAUAUACAAAUUAUGUAAAAGAACUACGUAAAAGUGGUUUAAGACAAAAAAUUUCAAAUUCGACAAACAAUGAACCAGUUGUAACUUUAAAUGAUGAUUUGAGUGGAAUGCUUGAGUGGCUUCGUACUCAUAAAGAACCAUACGAAGAAGUAAAAGAAAAAUGGGAUGCUACUCGUGAUGUUAGAUUGGCGCAGCUACGACAGGGAACAAGUAGUGUGUAUGAUUAUAUAACUGAAUAUAGUGCUCUUCAGUUAGCAACUGGCUUCCAGUUACUUCUAUCAGACUUUAAAAAAUUAUAUCCUGAGUACGACACACGAAUGUGGAGUAGGUGGGGAGAAUUCACAAGGAAAGUUUCACUGUUAUUAUCUAUUGAAGGAGAUUCUGAUUUGUGCCUUAUGCUAAACUUAGGACAUCUAUUUACUCCAGUACCUGUACCACUAGCAAAUAGAAAAAAGUGGAAGCCAAGUACUCAGGAAAUGAUAGAUGGAUUUAUUCUUCAUGUUAAAGUAAUGAAUGAUUUGGAGCCGAGUUUAGAAAGAGUUAGAUGCAGAGCCCAAGCUUUGAAAACAAAAGUUCAACCGCUUGUUGUUGCUGUAGGCUCAACUUUAUCAUUAUGCAAGGACUUUUACGUCGUAAUAGACAAAAAUUAUUACAGAUUCGAUGAUAUUCGCACGGCAAUAGAUGUAUGCUUUAAGUGCGUGCAUGCUUUACACGCUGAAUAUUCUCCUCAAUGUGAAAAUAUUUGGUAUUUUUUGCAAUUUGCAUUAUAUGAAUUACAUACUCAGUGGGAUAAAGUUAUACCUCAAGUAAGUAAACAGUUGAAAGCUUUUUCCGAAAAGUAAGAAGUUUUUUUAUGUUGUAACUAGU
This is a messenger RNA of Monomorium pharaonis (pharaoh ant), 2640 nucleotides long. RefSeq lists its product as uncharacterized. The coding region runs from base 1068 to 2615 and encodes 515 amino acids. The record is from RefSeq and is a predicted model, not a curated record. NCBI's taxonomy places the organism in Eukaryota, Metazoa, Arthropoda, Insecta, Hymenoptera, Formicidae. The transcript is spliced from 11 exons. Gene Ontology annotation, molecular function: protein binding.